Trypanosoma grayi is the source of this 684-nucleotide messenger RNA. RefSeq names its product putative GPR1/FUN34/yaaH family. Gene Ontology annotation, cellular component: plasma membrane. Gene Ontology annotation, biological process: succinate transmembrane transport; acetate transmembrane transport. NCBI's taxonomy places the organism in Eukaryota, Euglenozoa, Kinetoplastea, Trypanosomatida, Trypanosomatidae. The transcript has a single exon. The record is from RefSeq and is a predicted model, not a curated record. Bases 1 to 684 code for a protein of 227 amino acids. Gene Ontology annotation, molecular function: acetate:proton symporter activity.
AUGACGUCUGUUCAAAUGGAAAACAAGCCGCUCGACGAGUCGCCGAGCCAAUGCACUCUCAGCAUUGCCUCAGGGGCAGCGGAGAACUUCCAGACGAAACUCGCUGAUCCCGGGCCACUCGGAUUGAUCGCGUUCGGCAUGACCACAAUCCUGUUCAAUCUAACCAAUGCACGGAUAUUCCAGAUGAACACUACCACGGCGGGUAUGGUGGUGUGCUACGGCGGCAGCACACAGAUUCUGGUUGGCAUCAUGGAGUUCAUCCGCGGAAACGCGUUUAACUGCACCAUCACGACAACCUUUGGCGCCUUCUGGCUUGCGACUGCAUGUGUUUGGCUUUUGCCGCGGCGCACGCUUGAAACGCCCACUGAGUAUCUGGAGGAGGCAGAGCGAGGUUUUAUGGGUAUAUUCUUCUUUAUGUGGGCCGUAUUUACAUUCUUCAUGUUUGCCUCGGCCUUCCGCCAGCCGUUGGCGAUUAUGUUUGUCCUCUUCACCGCAGCCACAAACUUCACGAUUCAGGCCAUCUCGUUCUGGUCGGAUAGUGAGACCAUUAUGAAGAUCGCCGGCUACGAGGGUCUCAUAUGUGGUAUGUCAGCGCUGUACUGCGGUCUGGCGCUAACGAUGAAUGGGAGUUACGACAGAACAAUUCUUCCUUUGUCAUUUCCCAAUCGUCAGCACAGCGACUGA